Molecule: messenger RNA, 2422 nt
Organism: Botrytis cinerea B05.10
Lineage: Eukaryota; Fungi; Ascomycota; Leotiomycetes; Helotiales; Sclerotiniaceae
Gene: Bcarf3
Product: Bcarf3
Exons: 4
Coding region: 1166-1726 (186 amino acids)
Biological process (GO): intracellular protein transport; vesicle-mediated transport
Cellular component (GO): cytoplasm
Molecular function (GO): GTPase activity; GTP binding
Source: RefSeq, a predicted model, not a curated record
GGGAAUUGGGCGUGAUGGCUGAAAAUGGAUGAUGGCUGAUGAUGGAUCAAUGAUGAAAGCAUCGCAUCGAGAGCAGGUAGAGCAGGGAGAGCAGGGAGAGCAGGUGGGGAGUAGUGUAAUGAGAGUCUUUCUCUCCUUGAGUCAUUUUCAGUCUUCAGUCUUCAGUCUCGAGUCCUGUCCUCAGCCCUCCGUCGUCACUCUUUAUUCGAUCCCUUGUGUAAAUGCAUAUCAUACAUACCCAGCAGUCAUUUCCCAUAUCCGUAUCAACAGCUUCCCUCAUUUGAUCAUCUCGUUUGUCAAUCGAACCCAUCACUCACUCACUCGCCCACUCACUCGCCCGCGCACGACUUUAAUUAAUCUCUGACAUUGGUGAUAUUCGUUUCAGCCCCAAAAUCCAUACAUCUCAUCCCAUACCCCCUUACGAGCCCUUUCGCCAUCUACCGGAACCCUUCGCUGUGGACAAGCAUUCCUUUUUUCAUUGUUUGAUUCUUCCGUUUCACAACUACCUGGCGGCAGAGCGAUAAGGUUAAUACCGGGAAAGGAAAAUCAUUUCAAAAAUCAAAGACCUUAAACAUUUUAUACUUUGCAUUCUCCUAUUUCAUCUUAUCACCUUGUUUCUGUCCCUCCCUCGACAGAGGUACACCUCUCCAAGGUAAUCUCUCUCCUUUCAUUUAAAAGCCAAGAUACUGGCACGACAAGUGCUUUCGCGAUUAAUUGUUAGCCGCUUCUUCUCAUCAUUACGCGACUUUCCUUGCUAACACUACCUGGUGCUCUCAUCUCCAAAGGUUCUCUCCUCUACCUUUAAUUAGAAUCCACAGAAGAGAGCAAGCGACAAUUCUUUGAGACUUGACUCCCUCUCCUCUUCUUCAGCAACUAUCAACCAUCCUUUCAGCCUCGCCUUGUAAUAACCCCCCUCCAAAAUUGGACCGUCUAUUUUCAAUUCAUUUGGGCCGGUCUACCUUGGUCUGCUUCUCUUUGCAUUGGAACUUUCCCAUCCUCUUCCAUCGAUUCACCGUCACUCCUUUUCCAACAUUAUUUCACGCGCAUAUCAUCUAGCAAGACCUCGCAGGUCCUUUUAAUCACCUCUAACUCUGUGCCUAUAUUCGAAUUGCGCAUACUUCAAUCAAUAUCGCACAUAUCAUAAGCACACCUCAAAUCUGUCAAUAUGGGAGGAGCUAUUUCAAAAAUGAUGGGCAAGAUCUUCGGAUCCAAGGAAAUGCGCCUGUUGAUGUUAGGCCUCGAUGCUGCCGGAAAGACAACCAUUCUCUACAAAUUGAAGUUGGGUCAAGAUGUUACUACAAUUCCUACUGUUGGUUUCAACGUUGAGACGGUGACAUACAAGAAUGUCAAAUUUAAUGUCUGGGACGUGGGUGGACAAGAUAAGAUCAGACCUCUUUGGAGACAUUACUUCAGUGGUACUCAAGGACUUAUCUUUGUGAUCGAUUCCAGUGACAGAGCACGCAUAGCAGAAGCACAACAAGAGUUACAUCGCAUUAUCAAUGACAGAGAAAUGCAAGAUUCAUUACUCCUAGUCUUUGCGAACAAGCAGGAUAUUGCAGGAGCCAUGAAGCCACCUGAGGUCACAGAGCAACUUAAGUUGAACGAAUUGAGGAACAAGGUCUGGUUCGUAGUACCAAGUUGUGCUACUACCGGCGAGGGGUUAAUGGAAGGACUGGCUUGGCUUUCGAAAACAAUUGAAGGAAGACCCGCUCCACAAACGAAAUAAUAGUGCUGUUGGCUAUACAACUCAGAAAGCAUAAUAUUAUCUCUCAAUAAUCAGACUUUACCACCGCUCUAUACCUCAGACUACACGAUAUAUCCCCCUCCUACGAAUAUGUCCCUCCACGAAAUAUACAUACCUAGGCAGAAUAAUUGGUUCCCAGUAGCAUGUCAUAUCGGUUCAUUUGAGUCACAUCUACUUGUUCACGUUCACGAUGUCCAACUCCAUAACGGCUCCUUAUUACUGUCAUCUCGUCAUUACAUCCAACCUAUCUUCGGUCACAUCUCCUCGUACCAUCCUCUAAUAUAAGGAUUUCCUCAUAUCUCUCUUUGUUAAUUUUUCACUUGCGCAUGCAUAAAUGCGUACUUCUUGCGUUCUUUUUUUUAUGGUGAGGUUGUUCAUAUGUACGUUACCUACGGGGAUGGCGGCGAUACCAAGAGUUUUCUUUAUCCUUUAAUUCACCAUUGAUUCUUUCUUGUUUCCAUUCUUCCAUCGGGUGGCGCGACGUGGAGAGGCAGGUUUGAGGUUUCUACUUAAGAGAGGGGGAACUAGAACGAUUGGAGGAAAGGAAAACAAGAAAGUUGUAAUAUUAAGCGAGUAACGAAGUGGUCUAGGACAUGGGAAUGGCAAGGCAGAGCGGAGCUGAACCUUGAGGGAAGUAGAAAAAAUUACCAUCAUACCUACAAAAAAGAAAACCUUGUA